UUUACACUUUCAGGGAAUUCUAACACCAAGUCACAAACUACAUUAUUUAUUACCUGUGUCCCAUUUUUGGUUAGCAUAGCCUUAAUGCGCUAAUAAGCAUUUUCCGGCCGCUAUUUCCAACUCCCACUGAUAAACUGCAUCCAACUCAGACUUUAUUCAGUCACUUACAUCGGGAAAUGACUAAAAUAACCGUAGAAGUUGGCAUCAUCCGCAGAGAAUAUAUCACAAAGAAACUGCAACACCGAAUCAAAAUCAUUGAUAAACGUAAGAAAACGCUUAUAGCCAAGAAGGGGCCCUUGAGGCACACUAAUUUUGAAUUUCCAACCGUCACAAACUAUUUCCGCCCAAAAACCCAAACCCUGUACCUCAAACAAACCCAAACCCAUUCAAGUUUGCCAGCAAUGCCACAUGAUACAAGUGUAUGCAGGAGUUGAACAUGAGACCCACUAUCAAACACUUUACGAAAGUCUACACAAGUAAAAUGUAUCAACACAACACAUGUGGUGCCACCACCAAGAGCAUUGCAUUGGUCCAAUUAUUCGUCAUAUCGAAAACCUGGGAAACAGUUGACUUCUGCAGAUUUGCGAAAUUGGUACCGACCAUUUCCUAAUAGCUAAGUAGUCUAAAAAAGGUUUCACGGGAAUCAGCAUCAAUAGAUUCCAGAACCUGACUUGCUGCACAAAGUAAGCUCACCGGACGGUAAUUCUCAAUAUUUGACGGAAGCUCUUCUUGUAAUCAUAUCUGUAAAUUUAUUUAUGACAUUCACUCGCUCUGUCCUUCCAUCCCAUAGAUUGCAUUUGUCAUUAUCGUUCGGAAUGGGAUCGCGAUCUGAUGACGUCGACUGGGUGGAAGUGGAGCAGGCUGUGCAGGUGAACCUAACGAUAUAACAGGCGAUAAUUUUAUCAGCAGUUACUGCAGUGCACCUCUACAAUUUAAGUACUGUACUAAGCAAAUUCAGUACUUUGCGUAUGUGCGCGCGCGAACACGAAGUGUUGGGUGACGUCACGUGACAAACGUGUGGCGUUCAGACGCAACACGUCCAUCGUCAAGGUGGAACGUGUCAAAUUACACAGAUGUAGUGUUUUACUUGCUUUCUUGACGAGGCGGUGAAAUGUUUUUUUUCUUUCAAAAGAUUUCACCUUGAAAGGGUUCAUUAAGACAGGAGGCAUUGCUUCUCAAAUCUUUUCCUUGAAAACAAAAAUGAGUAGCAGCCUGAGGGAUCGGUCUACUCACUCCAACAACGAUGACUCCCCAAUUGAACCCAAAUAUCUGCGGUGCAGCAACUUGAACAUGCCCCUGCUCGCCACUGAAUUCUUCAAAAGUGAAUUACAGUUGUAUCUUGAUGGCUUAACAUCCGAGACGUGGGACUUAAUAGAAUAUGGUCAUUUUGAUUGCAAUGCUUUCAUGGUGCUAUUGAAAAUGUGGCAAAGCAUCCUAUACAAAAUCUCCCAAGAGGUGCUGAGUGUUGUGUUGCCUCAGGUGGAAGAGCAUGCCCAGAUCCUAGUGAAUGGUUGUGACUCUCCACAACAGGCGCUCAACUACUCCUGUGUGACCGUGGAUGAUAUCCACGCAUGCAUUUGGGACUCACUUCUGUUGGCUCUCAAAGACACAAUAAACGCCGGAGAGAUUAGGUCUCCAUGCGGCGAUCACCUGUUGGAGUUGGUCGCAGCCAAAGUGUCCAAGACUGUGAACAGCGCACUGUCCGAAAUGUCAUCGCAGCUCGACUCUGCGCCACACCUGGACGUGCCUCAUCAGGUGUCUGAAAUCGGCGAAAUAGCUUUGCAAUCAAUCUCAGUACUCAGGGAUUGCCUGGAAAACAUGAGGAUGGCGGGUCGAUAUGGAAUUGAAGAGGACUGCGCAGGCAGCGAGUCGUCGGAGGACGCAACGAACAUCUUGGUGGCUCCUCUUCCCACUCCUGUACAAACGUGCGAGAAGGUGUCAACGCACCUUCACGCUCAGACUCCCACUGAGGUGCACAUAAAGACAGGAAACACGUGCCUUCACCCGCCAGCAGAAACAUGGACAAAGAAAGAAAACAUAUUUUGUACUGUGUUCCUGUGGAAGCUGAUGGACCAUAUUGCCGCCUCGAAUGCCAAGUCGGUGCUGGAGAUGGACAUUGACUGGAUGCUAGCACAGCUAAAGAGCACCGUGGUCGAAACACGCCCCAACCACCCGCAGAACAUUGGCGACUUCCACAUUGACAUUUACAAGGACCUCUGUCAGGAAUUUGGUUCGAAGGAGCGCCUGUAUUUUUCUAUGGUGUGCUGCCAACUUGUUUUUGUAGAAGCUCUUGCAAGGGCUUUGAAAAACCAUCUCCAGGCACCCAAAAAGAAGGACUUUUUUACGGUAGUUAAGGCUUUUUUUAGGAAAAGGACUGCAAAAGUCUCUCUGGCCUGUGAGCAUGGACGGGUGAGGUUGCUGGCUUCUACCAAUACCAGGAAACUCUGACAUAGGACCAAGACUG
Molecule: messenger RNA, 2464 nt
Organism: Hippocampus comes (tiger tail seahorse)
Lineage: Eukaryota; Metazoa; Chordata; Actinopteri; Syngnathiformes; Syngnathidae
Exons: 4
Coding region: 1201-2448 (415 amino acids)
Source: RefSeq, a predicted model, not a curated record